Molecule: messenger RNA, 254 nt
Organism: Cicer arietinum (chickpea)
Lineage: Eukaryota; Viridiplantae; Streptophyta; Magnoliopsida; Fabales; Fabaceae
Product: defensin Ec-AMP-D1-like
Biological process (GO): defense response
Source: RefSeq, a predicted model, not a curated record
AAUUCUCCUAUAUGGCUCGUUUAGUGUCUUCGGUUUCCACCAUCUUUGUCAUGUUUCUACUUCUUGUCGUUAUUGAGAUGGGAGCAAAUAUGGUGGCAGAGGCAAGGAGUUGUGUAUCAAAAAGUUUUCGCUAUAAAGGACUAUGUUUGUUGGACCGCAAUUGUGCUCUUAUUUGCAAAACUGAGGGUUUCACUGAAGGACAUUGCAGAGGCUUCGCUUUCGGUAGUAAAUGCUUUUGCUACAAACCUUGUUAA